UCUUACUGUCUGGGAGGCCUGAGGGAAGUGUCGAGAUUCAGCCACAGCCGCUCGAGCUUGGAAUUAGUAUAUGCAUGCUGAGACAGCAUGUGGGCUGAGCGCAGCAGUGCCCAUCUCACCAUCUAUAUUCUGCCGCUACCGUGAAGAUUGUAAUCAAGGGAUCACCGGGAUAUAAAAGCUCGCUAAUCCUCAUCCUGAAUAUAAUCGUCCUCAACAAUCCAACUCAAUUGUCAACCACUCAAUCACUAAACUACUCCUGACUCUCCAUAAUCUACUUCCUCUUCAUUUGAUAGACUCAAUCAUCGAACAAGAUGAAGGCCACCACUAUCGGCACCCUCCUCCUGGCUGCCGGCACCGCGCUGGCCGUGCCUGGCAAGCGAGCCCAGAAAGCUGUCGCCAUCAGCGGCUUUUCUGCCUCUCAGAACGACCAGCAGGGAUUUGUCACCUUCAGCUUCAGUGACCCUAACUACAACAAGGCACCUAUCGAUGCCAACGUGCUCUGGGAACGUCCCGGAAACCCUCCCUCAAACGCUCGCACCAGCGACGGUGCGUAUUUGGUCCAGUUCCCAGACGGCGUGGACGACAUCUCCACCUUCACCUUGCAGGUGCAGCGGGAAAACAGCACCUCGAAAGUCUCUCUUACCGUUGAUGAUGCCGCCGAGGACACCAACUGGAAUUGUUCCAAUGUGAAUGGCACCGAUAAUGGAAAGAAGUGCCACUUCAAUGGAAACAUCGUCUUCACCCCUCCUUCUCCUUCUUCGUCUCCUUCUGCUUCUCCCUCGGCUUCUCCCUCUCCCUCUGCCUCCUCUUCGUCUACGCCUUCCGCUGAGCCUUCUUCUUAAGCUCCACUAGCAUUUUGAUGGCGAUCGGGAUAAGGCUAGACAUGGGAAUCGAAGAUGUGGAAAGUUGUUUCUUUUCAAGUUUUGAAAUUUGCGUUUUGCGUUUUGUCUGUUUGAUAAAGUAGAUACCGCACGGGCAUCAGCAUGGUGGCUG
Messenger RNA from Aspergillus pseudotamarii, 993 nucleotides. RefSeq lists its product as uncharacterized. Lineage: Eukaryota; Fungi; Ascomycota; Eurotiomycetes; Eurotiales; Aspergillaceae. The transcript is spliced from 2 exons. The coding region runs from base 312 to 842 and encodes 176 amino acids. The record is from RefSeq and is a predicted model, not a curated record.